This is a messenger RNA of Plenodomus lingam JN3, 168 nucleotides long. RefSeq lists its product as uncharacterized. NCBI's taxonomy places the organism in Eukaryota, Fungi, Ascomycota, Dothideomycetes, Pleosporales, Leptosphaeriaceae. Gene Ontology annotation, molecular function: mRNA binding. The record is from RefSeq and is a predicted model, not a curated record. Gene Ontology annotation, cellular component: U2 snRNP; U2-type prespliceosome; catalytic step 2 spliceosome. Gene Ontology annotation, biological process: spliceosomal complex assembly.
AUGGAAACCAAAGACAUUUACUAUGGAGAUUGGAAGUACAAUUCGGUCCAUAACCGAAUCACUUCCUGGAUCGACGAUGCUGGUCCACAGGCCUCGUUCAAAGAGGAUUUCGAUGCGUCCAUGCAGGCCAGUCGGCGAUUAAGGAGGUACCUGUGCUGUGCACGUUGA